Molecule: messenger RNA, 890 nt
Organism: Jaminaea rosea
Lineage: Eukaryota; Fungi; Basidiomycota; Exobasidiomycetes; Microstromatales
Exons: 2
Coding region: 50-622 (190 amino acids)
Source: RefSeq, a predicted model, not a curated record
CUACAUCUACCGCCCAACUCGCAGCUCAAUCGUCCGCCCAUCCUCCAAGAUGAAGACCACCGCAUCUAUCGCCCUCCUCGUAGCCACCGCUGCCUGCGCCUCUGCCGCUGCUCUUGAGCCUCAGGCUACUGCCGCCCCUCUCGAGAAGCGUCAGGACGCCGGAGCCUUCCAAUCGGCACUGCAGCAAUACUCUGCACUCCUCACCAUCCCGGCCUUCCAGUCCAUCGCGGCCUCCAUUGCCAUGGACUCGGCCGCCCUCUCCGCCGCUGCCGCUGCCCAGACGGGCGAUGUCGCUCCCUUCCAGUCGUACGUCAACUCCCUGCAGGCCAACCCGACCCUCUCGCAGGCCAUCGUUUCCGCUCUGGGCACUAGCUCGGCAGCCGCCAUCUACUCCUCCAUCCAGGCUGGGCAGUCUUCCCUCUCGCAGAUCCAAACGUCUGCAAGCGCUUCGGGGGCUUCGGGAGCUUCAUCGGGGGGUUCGGGCGCGUCGUCGUCUGCCGCAUCGUCACCUUCAGGGUCGACGACUAGCAGCGGCUCCAACGCUGCUCCUUCCAUGCAGGCUCCUUUGGCUGCUGGGCUCGGCCUCAUUGGUGCUACGGCUUUCGUUCUUGCCCUCAUCUAAUCGUGUCGAGAUCGGACCUGCAGGAUCAUUUGUCACUUGUCUCAAGAGGGUGACCUUUUCAAUGACCAUCGGGUGCAGGCCAUCGAGCUCCAUGCCCCUUUAUGCCUCUCAUUGCCCCGUCGUUUUGAAGGAAGGUCACUUUGUCUUUCGCUCCUUGACACGUCGACCAUGAGAGAGGCGUCUUUCUCCUUGACUCUGCUUGCUUAGUAACUCGCUGGAGUAUCUCCAACAGACUGAGGAACAGCCACGUCACUUUCGAUCACCCUUC